Molecule: messenger RNA, 1386 nt
Organism: Colletotrichum acutatum
Lineage: Eukaryota; Fungi; Ascomycota; Sordariomycetes; Glomerellales; Glomerellaceae
Product: MOSC domain-containing protein
Exons: 4
Coding region: 1-1386 (461 amino acids)
Molecular function (GO): pyridoxal phosphate binding; catalytic activity; molybdenum ion binding
Source: RefSeq, a predicted model, not a curated record
AUGGACCCAAAUAUCUCGGCAUCCGCUCUGGGUGAGCCACAACACCUGGGCAUCGGCUUCUACCUCCUCCCCUUCGCCACGUUUCUCUGCUUCCUCGUCCCGGUCCUUUACAUCUUCCCCCCGAUCCCGGCAACCACCAGUGAUGCCCUCCGGUCAACACACACCAAGAUUGGCGUUCCGCCGCCAAAGAGCAAUCUCCGGGACCAGCACUCCGUCAGGGCCGACACCGGCAGCAGCAUCUCCAAUGCCGGCACCGGCAGCGGGCCCGUCGCUCGGGUCAAGGCGCUCUGCGUCUACCCCAUCAAAUCAUGCCGCGGCAUCGAAGUGACCCGCACCAAGCUCUUGCCGACAGGUCUGGAAUUCGACAGGCUGUACACCUUUGCGCAGCUCAAAUCCCGCUUUCCGGCCGCCGUGGACGACUCGGCCGAGGCGAAGGACGAACACACAUGGGAAUUCGUCACGCAGCGCCAGUUCCCUCUCCUCGCGACGAUUAAAGUCGACGUCUACGUCCCCGACGCGACCAAAUCCACAGUCUUUAUGGAAAAGUCCUCCGACGCGUGGAUCGUGAUGCGGUUCCCCUGGCGGGAACCCGGGUUCCGGGGCACCAUGUCGUGGGUGGCGUCCAAGAUCCGGGACGGGUGGAGGGGCCAGCCCGAGAUGGAGGUGUUGUUGCCGGUCGAGUUCCCGACGGACGCGGAGAUUGCGGAGCGCGGGUAUACCCGCGAGGACGUCAAGGUGUGGAAGGAGGUCGUGCCGGCUCUGAAUAUGGAGAAGGAGCUUCCUGGGCAGCUGUGUCGGUAUUUGGGAGUGAGCAAUAAGUUGGCGCUGUUCCGGGUUGAUCCGGGGCAGUUGAGGGAGGUGUAUCGGUGUGCGCCGCGGAAGGAGGAGGCUGGGUAUCAACCUAUUGUUGGAUUCCAGGAUGCUUAUCCCCUACAUAUCAUGAACAUUAGCAGUCUCCAGGACUUUGACGCCAAGGUGCCCAAGGACGACGAGCUGAAGCAUCUCGACGUCAGGAGGUUCCGGUCCAACAUCAUUGUCUCUGGUGCACCAGCCUACGACGAGGAAUCAUGGAAAUGGGUAAACUUCACCCAGGGCACCUCAAAGGUCACCGUCCCGGCCAAAUUCCAAGUCUCGUGCCGUACCGUCCGCUGCAAAAUGCCAAACGUCGAUCCAGUAACCGGCACCCGCCACGGCGCCGAACCAGACAGGUCCCUCCGCAAGCUCCGCGACGUCGACGAGGGCGCACCGCGCAUGGGGUGCCUGGGCAUGCAAAUGUGCCCGCUCUUUGAGGGCACCGACCGCGUCGAGUACAUGCAGGCCUGGCUCGAGGUCGGCAUGGACGUCUCCGUACUGGAGCGCGGCGAGCACGUGUACAUUAAGCAGUGA